Messenger RNA from Nothoprocta perdicaria, 2657 nucleotides. It is a transcript of the gene MED26, whose product is annotated as mediator complex subunit 26. Gene Ontology annotation, biological process: positive regulation of gene expression; regulation of transcription by RNA polymerase II. Gene Ontology annotation, cellular component: core mediator complex; mediator complex; nucleus. Gene Ontology annotation, molecular function: transcription coregulator activity. The transcript has 3 exons. Bases 1 to 1845 code for a protein of 614 amino acids. Lineage: Eukaryota; Metazoa; Chordata; Aves; Tinamiformes; Tinamidae. The record is from RefSeq and is a predicted model, not a curated record.
AUGACAGCGGCUCCGGCGCCCUCCCCGCAGCAGAUCAGGGACCGGCUGCUGCAGGCCAUCGACCCGCAGAGCAACAUCCAUAACAUGGUGGCAGUGCUGGAAGUGAUCUCCAGCCUGGAGAAAUACCCCAUUACCAAAGAGGCACUUGAGGAAACAAGGCUUGGGAGGCUUAUCAAUGAGGUGAGGAAGAAGACAUCCAAUGAGGAACUUGCCAAGCGUGCCAAGAAGUUGUUGCGGAAUUGGCAGAAGUUGAUAGAACCUGUAACUCAGAAUGAGCCGGUGCCAAGAGGGUUGCCGAAUCCACCAGGAUCAGCAAAUGGCGGUGCCCACAACUGCAAACCAGAAGCACCGCUUCCUGCCAUGGCUGGAUCAAAGCCAAUCAGUGAAUUGAAGAGCAGGAAUGAUAUACAGAAACUAAACUCUCCAAAAACAGAGAAGUUGGGAAAUCGGAAAAGGAAAGGUGAACAUAGGGAUGGGCAUCAGGGCCCUCCUGUCCCCAAGGUCUCCAAAGCUAGUCAUGAAGUAUUACAAAACUCUUCUCCUCCUCCAACGAAUGGGAUUGGGGGUAGUCCUGAAAAUUUCCCCAGCCCUGUAGAUGUAAACCUACACGCAGGGCCUGAAAGCAGCAGGACAGACCUCAGUGAAAAUGAUAAACACAGUAAGAUCCCCGUAAAUGCUGUAAAACCUCACACCAGUUCUCCAGGACUUGUAAAACCAUCAAGCACUUCCUCGUUACUAAAGACUGCGGUGCUUCAGCAGCAUGAGAAAUCAGAAGAAGCCCCAGGACCGCACCAGCCUAAGAGUCCUCGCUGUUCCUCGUUUAGCCCUCGAAACGUUAGGCACGAUACUUUUGCUCGGCAGCAUACUACGUACUCACCAAAGGAUUCGAUGCCUAGUCCAUCUCAAAGGUCUCAGUGCUUGGAUACUGCACAGGUGCCAUCGCCGCCACCAUCCUUGAUGCAACCAUCAACACCUCCAAUGCCAGCGAAAAGACUGGAGUUCGCUCAGCAAUCAGUACCCGAGGUGUCUCAGCACUGGCAGGAGCAGCAGGUCCCUUCUGAGAGCCAGCACCGGCACCCGGCAGGGCCGCUUCCACCGCACGCGUCUCCCAGCUGCAAAGCCAGCACCCAUUCCGGGGAAUCUCUCACGCCRCACGUUGGCUUCUCGCAGGACGCUUCGAAAAUGGACAGUGAUGAUGCUGCUUCGGGUUCCGAUAGUAAAAAGAAGAAAAGGUACCGACCUAGAGACUACACAGUCAACUUGGAUGGGCACGUCACGGAAGGGGGGGUGAAACCUGUGAGAUUAAAAGAGAGGAAACUUACUUUUGAUCCCAUGACAGGACAGAUAAAGCCUUUGACACAGAAAGAUCCUUUGCAGGUAGAAAUUCCUGCACUUACUGAACAGCACAGGACAGAAACGGAAAAGCAGGAGCAAAAACCCAACCUGCAAAGCCCUUUUGAACAAACGAACUGGAAAGAAUUAUCCAGAAAUGAAAUAAUUCAGUCAUAUUUAAACAGGCAGAGUAGCUUGCUGUCUUCAUCAGGAGUACAGACUCCAGGAGCUCACUACUUCAUGUCUGAAUAUUUAAAGCAGGAGGAAAGCACUAGAAAAGAGGCUAGAAAGACUCAUGUUCUAGCUCCUAACAGCAAACCUACAGACUUGCCUGGGGUCACAAGAGAGGUCACAAGUGAUGAUCUCGACAGAAUACGUGAACAUAACUGGCCAGGCGUGAACGGUUGUUACGACACACAGGGUAACUGGUAUGAUUGGACACAGUGCAUAUCUUUAGAUCCACACGGGGACGAUGGUAGAUUGAACAUCCUGCCUUAUGUCUGCCUAGACUGAGUACAGUUUUGCUAAAAUGCUUUUACAUCUGCAAUUAGCAAAAAUGGCAGACACUUUGCCACUUAACCAUGGAGAAAGCCUCCUGUCCUGGACAAACAGGCCCAAUGAGCAGAGGGUGUGAGGGAGCUGGUUGUUUACAGCUCUUUCCUUUAAAUUCUCCUUUUGUGAAAUGCUGCUACCAGUUUACUAACAAUUGCAAAGGAAGGCAUACGAAGGUUGAUAAAUUGAGUUCAAAACUCUAUAGCGAGCCAGCUAUAAAAAAGUGUUAGUCCCCAAGAAGUGAAGAUGAUUUCCAGCACUUUCUGAAUGCCGGAAUCUUACUACAGGCAGGUACAGAGAAAAAUGUGGAAGUUACCUUAACAAAAUAUGCAUCUAUUUAUUUGACUUGAUUUGGGUUUUUAUUUGGCAGUGAGAUAUUUGAGAGACAAUGUGCAAAAACUGUAGUUUUAUUUGUAUCACAUCUCUGAACAUGAUUGCGUUUUUAGUCAUGUGGUACGGAGAUUGGGUUUUAAACAGCAGAUGUUGCACUGCAGGCYGGGGAACCGGCUUCAGCUCAACAUUCCAUAGGCAUCCACAUAUUUUAGUCUGGUUUCAGUUUAAAUCCAGUCUCUGAGAAAUGCUGCAAAAACUAGAUGUUUAAAGAUAUUUUUGAUCCCACCACUACCAGCCAAAUAUUUUUCCUCCUUUUCCCUUCCUGCAAUCUUCUAGGAAAAAAAGAAAAAAAAAGAAAAAAAAAUCACCUUUUCUAGAAACUAAAUGUAAUGAGGGUGCUACAAGUUUGUAAUUGUACUGUGAGAGGGAAAAAGGAAGCC